AGGCAAUAGAUAAAAAUGUACAACAGCAACCAUCAACAAGUGCUGAAUUGGUUGAGACUGGUUUGGAAGAACUCUCAUCAAAGAAAAAUAAGGAGAAAGGAAUUGAUUAUCAGAAGGAAUUUUAUGCUAUGAUACCAAAAAGGAAAAAUCCUCGUCAAGCAGGAUUAAAAGGGACACCGACUACAGUGUGGACAAAUAUGUUUAAAAUUAUAUUUGAUAAAAAUUUUAUAUCCACUGCAGUUCAUUAUGAUGUUGACAUUCAACCUAAGGUAGAUAAGAAAAAAGAGGCCUUAUCAAAAGCGUCAUCAGAAUCUACAACACAACCAAAAAAACUUCCUAAAGCCUUACAGAGAACUAUUUUUGAAAAAUUCAGAAUUGAACAUUGUAAGAAUAGAUAUCCAGCAUUUGAUGGAAACAAAAAUGCAUACAGUGCCAAAAAUCUUCCUUUUGAUGAAAUAUCAGCCGAUAUUGAGAUUCAAGAAGAACAUACACAACGAACAAAAUUGUUUAAAAUUACCCUGAAAAGAAAAGAAGUGAUUGAUCUUAAAUGGCUACAAAACUUGAGACCUGGUAUUAAUUUGAACCCCACACAUCAAAUCGGUGUACAAGUUUUGGAUAUCAUCAUGCGUCAUCAAUCGGAAUUACAAAAUUUUAGCGUUGGAAGAUCAUUGUUCUGGGUAGUACCAAGUCGAUAUGAAUUAGGUAAUGGCUUGUCCUUAGGGCACGGUGGAUUUCAAUCUGGUAUAGCUGGCUGGAAUCCAUAUUUAAAUAUAGAUGUUUCUCAUAAAGGAUUUCCUACUAAUCAGACUGUCCUUGCAUGUAUGGCUGAAUUUGCACGUGUUGAUAAAAAGCAGCUUACUGCAGAGAAUAUAAAUAGUAUAAUUAUGAGUAAAUUGAAUAGAUUCCUGAAGGGUCUAAAAAUUAUCUAUGAAAUACCCAAUGUACGGAAUACGAAACGGACGUACCGUAUACAGGAAUUAAGCACAGAAACUUCUAUGUCGUAUAGAUUUUCAGAAGAUAACUCAAGCCAUUUCAUUUCUAUAUAUGAAUAUUUUAGAAAAAGAAAAAACUAUAAAAUAUGUUAUCCUAAUUUGCCUGUUGUCUUAGUGGGCAAAGUCAGCAAUAAAAAUAUUUAUCUGCCUGCCGAAUUAUGUACUAUUAUAUCUAAACAAAACUAUAACAAAAAGCUGGAUGAACAACAAACUGCAAAGAUGAUUAAAAUGGCAGCAGUAUGUGCGCCUGACCGUAAAAAGAGGAUAGAAGAAGCGUUUCAGAGAAUUGGAGUAAAUGAUAGUCCCGUUAUGAGAAAUGAGUUUCAUUUAUCAAUCAAUCCAGAAAUGGAACGGGUACAAGCUAGAAUCUUAACGCCUCCGACAUUGAAAUAUGCUGAACGUACAGAGAGAGUAUGGAAAGGAACAUGGCAAGCACAAGUAUUUAAUCGAGCUAAAAAUUUGGAAUCUUCCUCAUGGACUAUUUUUAAUUUGAGUGGAAUAUCCAAUAUUCAUCCUCGCAUGGACGAUUUCGUAAAAGAUUUAAAACAGCAAGCUUCUUAUCUUGGUAUGCAGAUUGGAGAUCCCCUACGUCCCUUUCAGUUCAUUGCAACGAGACCCAUUGAUAAAAACGAAAUCAUUCGCUAUUUUCAACAAAAAAAUAAUCUAAAAUUGAUAAUAGUUAUUAUACCAGAUUUUACAAAUGAAUUAUAUGGCAUAGUAAAACAGAUUACUGAGUUGAGAGUGGGUGUUCUUACACAAUGCAUGAAGCUGAAGACUUUGCAAAGAAGUAAUCCUACAACUGUAAAGAACAUUCUUUUAAAAAUAAAUUCCAAAUUAAAUGGUAUUAACCAUAUGUUAAGCCAAAUACCAAGCUCUCUACAGAAUGCUAUGCUCAUUGGUGCUGAUGUGACUCAUCCAUCUCCUGAUGCUCAAAAUAUACCAUCUAUAGCAGCAGUCGCUACUAGUAUUGAUACUUCUACCUUUCAAUAUAAUAUUGCACUUCGGCUUCAACCACCUAAACAAGAAAUGAUUGACGAUUUGGAAAAUAUAAUACUAGAACAACUUAUGAUGUAUGAGAAAAAAACAUCGCGUCCACCGAAAAAAAUUAUUUAUUAUCGAGAUGGAGUUAGCGAGGGACAACUCCCACAAGUCAUGUAUCACGAAAUAACAGCUAUUAAAAAAGCAUGCAGAACAUUUAACAGAGGCAAUAUUCAAGUUAACUGUUUGAUUGUUCAAAAGAGACAUCAUAUCCGUUUCUUUCCUACAAAUCCAAAUGAGACAGAUGAUAAACAUGGAAACGUAAAAGCGGGCACAAUUGUUGAUACAACAAUUACUCAUCCGGAUCACAUCGAUUUUUAUCUCACAUCACAUGCGUCUAUUCAAGGUACAGCAAGACCUACAAAGUACAGAUGCAUAUGCAACGAAUCUGGAUUUAGCGAAGAUGAUAUCGAGGAAAUGACCUAUUUUCUUUGUCAUAUGUAUGCUCGCUGUACAAGAUCAGUGAGCUAUCCGACGCCAACUUAUUAUGCUCAUUUAGGAGCUUAUCGUGGAAGAGCCUUAAUACAAGGGGUUCCAAUUAAUUUGAGUAAUUUGGAAGCACAACAAAAAAUAUUAGAAAUGAAAAUGCCGGAAUCACCGAUGUAUUUCGUUUAUGUCCGUGCCCGAGAAAGUGUUAAUGCGAAAAAUUAAAAACGAGAGAAAACAAAAUUAACGAUACGCCAAGAGAAGCAAAAAGAUGUGACUGAACUAGAAAAAAUAUCUGAGAUAAGUCAGCAAAACGUGGAAAAAAUUUCUCCAAAAAAAAAGAAGAAAUUAAAAAUGUCAAAAGAAGCAGAAAAGUAUGAGGUAACCAAGAAACUCCUGGUUACUGAGAGUUUACCUGGCACAGCUAUAGGUUUUGAAGCGACAAAUGAUACCAGUUUCUCGGUAUUGAGCGAAAAAGUAUGUGAAAAUACGCUAAAGGCGAUAAAGGAUAUGGGUUUUACAAAUAUGACUGAGAUACAAGCGAAGGCUAUUCCACCCCUUUUAGAAGGGAGAGAUUUGGUUGGUGCUGCUAAAACUGGAUCUGGCAAAACCUUGGCAUUUUUAAUCCCUGCCAUUGAAUUGAUUUACAAGUUGAAGUUCAUGCCCCGUAAUGGUACCGGUUGCAUUAUUAUGUCUCCCACGAGAGAAUUGUCUAUGCAAACUUUUGGAGUUUUGAAGGAAUUGAUGAAAUAUCAUUAUCAUACAUAUGGUCUGCUGAUGGGUGGUGCCAGUAGGCAAACUGAAGCGCAGAAACUUGAAAAAGGAAUUAAUAUUAUCGUGGCGACGCCGGGACGAUUAUUAGAUCAUUUGCAAAACACACCCGAUUUCUUGUACAAAAAUCUUCAAUGUCUGGUCAUUGACGAAGCCGAUCGUAUUCUGGAUAUCGGAUACGAAGAAGAAUUGAAGCAAAUUAUCAACAUUCUUCCAAAGCGUCGACAAACUAUGCUUUUCAGCGCAACGCAGACGCAAAAGGUAGCGGCGAUAACAACUUUAGCACUUAAGAAAGAACCCAUAUAUGUAGGAGUCGAUGAUGACAAAGAAAUGGCGACAGUGGAGGGUUUACAGCAAGGUUACGUAAUAUGUCCGAGCGAGAAAAGAUUCUUACUUCUCUUCACGUUUUUAAAGAAAAACAGGAAGAAGAAAAUGAGUUUUUUCAGUUCUUGCAUGUCUGUUAAAUUUCACCACGAACUUCUGAAUUAUAUUGAUUUACCAGUAAUGAGUAUACAUGGUAAACAGAAACAGAUGAAAAGAACUACGACCUUCUAUCAAUUUUGCAAUGCCUCUUCGGGAAUUUUGCUUUGCACUGACGUGGCCGCGAGAGGUCUGGAUAUACCCGAUGUUGAUUGGAUCGUGCAAUACGAUCCACCAGAUGAUCCCAAGGAAUACAUCCAUCGAGUUGGUCGAACCGCUCGUGGAGAGGGCAGCAGCGGCCAUGCCUUGCUAAUAUUGCGACCAGAGGAGCUUGGUUUCCUUCGUUAUCUCAAGGAAGCUCGUGUACCCGUGAAUGAAUACGAAUUUUCUUGGAAUAAAAUAGCUGACAUACAAUUACAGCUUGAAAAAUUGAUAUCAAAAAAUUACUUUUUACAUCAGUCGGCAAAGGAGGCAUUCAAAAAUUAUAUCAGAGCAUAUGAUUCGCAUCAUUUGAAGCAAGUUUUUGAUAUAGAGACUCUGGAUCUGGCGAAAGUGGCCAAAUCGUUCGGAUUUAUUGUACCACCAGCAGUAGACUUGAAAGUGGGAAUCAGUAAAUCUUCACGACCACGAAAAAGGCUCGGCGGAGGCGGUUAUGGUCAUUUUAAAAACAUAAACGAUCCGAGUUCGGCAAAACGGUUGAAACGUACCAAGACCUUUUGUCAGGCAGGCAAACGUAGGCAAGACAAUCGACAAUUCAGCAGAUAAGUCAUUCUCGCGCACCUUAGAGACGCAGACGAUAGACAAUGGUGUACGAUGGCGGCACAUCAUUAGGGAUCAAUUUAACGAUAUUAAUACAUUCCGGUAUGGUAAUCUGAGGAUCGAUAGCAUAGCAACCUGGAUCAAUUGCUAGAGAAUAGCCUGCGCUUUCGAAGCAAGUUUAGAAUGGCAAAACUUCUUAGUCGCUGUCAUAAGCAUUAUUUCUAACGAUAAUAUACAUAAUAAUCUUCUAUUAUAAUAAGUUUCGAAAUUGCAGCAAAAAUUACAUUGCCAUGACCCAUGAUUUCUGCAUCCCUUUUCGAUGUAUUUCAUCAUUGAAAUCUAUAAUCUUCGCCAGAGACUGAAUCCAUCGUUUCUUUAUGUACAUUCGAAGCGAAAUAAACUCUACUCUAAAUAGCUUC
Molecule: messenger RNA, 4825 nt
Organism: Pogonomyrmex barbatus (red harvester ant)
Lineage: Eukaryota; Metazoa; Arthropoda; Insecta; Hymenoptera; Formicidae
Gene: AGO2
Product: Argonaute 2
Molecular function (GO): RNA binding; protein binding
Source: RefSeq, a predicted model, not a curated record